Molecule: messenger RNA, 399 nt
Organism: Prorocentrum cordatum
Lineage: Eukaryota; Dinophyceae; Prorocentrales; Prorocentraceae
Source: the annotation of a GenBank genome assembly
AUGUCUUGGCUGCUGAAGAUGCAGGGCUGUCCACGGCUCGAUCAGUUCGAAGGCAGAAGGGAGACUCUCAGCCUCGGCGGCGACGCCGCAUGCGAGCAGGACGAGGCGGCGCUGCUGCAGCAGGCGGCGCUGGGCGCGGCCUCCGCGGGCGAGCGGCGCCUCGAGGGGAUGGCCGGGCCGGGCGGCGCCUGCGCCCAGGGGACCCAGAACUGCCACAUCCCCCAGCCAGGUGGCACGGGCUUCCAGGUGGUCUGCCCCGGCACCGGCAUAUGCCCGACCUCGGAGGAGUGCGGCACGCAGGCGAGCCCCAAGCACUGCGGGGGCACCCAGCUCUGCCAGGUUGGCAAGUGCCAGGUGGUCUGCCCCAACAACGGCCCCACCUGCCCGGCCUCGGUCUGA